Molecule: messenger RNA, 4284 nt
Organism: Vombatus ursinus (common wombat)
Lineage: Eukaryota; Metazoa; Chordata; Mammalia; Diprotodontia; Vombatidae
Product: protocadherin beta-2-like
Exons: 2
Coding region: 340-2730 (796 amino acids)
Biological process (GO): homophilic cell-cell adhesion
Cellular component (GO): plasma membrane
Molecular function (GO): calcium ion binding
Source: RefSeq, a predicted model, not a curated record
UUUUGAAGUACAUAGAGGAAUUCAACAUCCGGCAUCUGAUUUGAAGAAACACAUAUUCCGUGCAUUAACUACUGCAUUCUGAGAUGAUGACAAUAGCCACGUGGUGGCGCUGCAGACUAAGAAGACACAGAAAAGAUCGGCGGAUACGCCAUUUCCCAGACAGACAAGCCUGAAUCAGUCAAGAAGGGGAAAAGAAGCUUUCUUAGCUGGAACAAUAGGAAGGGUUCGGAGCUUUCAUAUUUCUGAGAUACCAGCGAGACGGCCUAAAGUGGUAACCUCUGGUGACCAUUUGCAAUCGAGCUGGGCUACACAGGCUGAGAGGAGGGGGCGAAAGGAAGAAUGGAACGAGAAGGAGCAAUGAUUCCGCAACAAAGGCAAGUUCUCUUUCUCCUUGUUCUGCUGGGUGUGUCUGGGGCGGCCUCAGAGCCGCAGCAGUUUUCAGUAGUGGAGGAGAUGGAGAGAGGCUCCUUUGUGGCCAAUGUGGCAAAGGCCCUGGGCCUGGAGGUGGGGGAGCUGUCAAACCGGGGGGCCAGAGUCGUUUUCAAAGGGAACAAAGAUUAUUUGCAGCUGAACCAUAGAACUGGGGAUCUGCGCCUGAGAGAGAAACUGGAUCGGGAGGAGCUGUGCGGCCCCGCCGAGCCUUGUGUGCUACAUUUUAAGGUCUUACUAGAAAACCCCUUUCAAAUUGUUCUGGUGGAAUUAAGGGUACAAGACAUUAAUGAUCAUUCACCAGUGUUCUUGGAAACUGAGAUGCUCCUAAAAAUCUCGGAGAGCACUUCUCCCGGGACUGUAUUUGUACUAGAAAAUGCACAGGAUUUAGACGUAGGAAACAACAGUAUCCAGAACUAUACAAUCAGUCCCAAUUCCCUUUUCCAUGUUCAAAUUCGAGAGAGCAGUGAGGGCAGGAGAUACCCCGAGCUUGUACUGGAUGAGCCAUUGGAUCGGGAGAAGCAAUCUGAGGUCACUUUAACUCUCACUGCAGUGGAUGGGGGAGUCCCACCAAGGUCUGGAAUUGCCCAAGUCCGAGUCGUUGUAGUGGAUAUCAAUGACAAUGCCCCCGUGUUUGCUCAGCUCCGUUAUGAAGUUCAGAUCCUGGAGAACACUUCCAUUGGAUCCAGGGUUGUCACAGUAUCAGCCACAGACUUAGACGCAGGAAAUUAUGGAGAAAUAUCUUACACAUUUUUGCAUGCCUCUGAAAACAUUCGAAACACUUUUCACCUUACAGAGGAAUUGGGGGAACUUUAUCUAAGGGAAAAAGUGGAUUUUGAGUUGACUCAAUCUUACACUAUAAAUAUUCAGGCCACAGAUGGUGGAGGUCUUUCGGCAGAAUGUACUGUUGUUGUCCAGGUGAUAGAUCUGAAUGAUAAUCCUCCAGAGCUGACUGUAUCUUCACUUACUAGUCCCAUCCCAGAGAAUUCUCCCAAGACUGUGGUGGCUGUUUUCAGUGUUUCAGAUCUUGACUCUGGAGAAAAUGGAAAGAUGAUUUGCUUCAUCCAAGAUGAUCUUCCUUUUGCCCUGAAACCUUCCGUUGAAAACUUCUACACAUUGGUAACAGAGGGAGCACUGGACAGAGAGAGCAGGGCUGAGUACAAUAUCACUAUAACAGUCAUGGAUUUGGGAUCCCCCAGGCUCAAAUCUGAGCACAAUAUCGCUGUGCUCAUCUCCGAUGUCAAUGAUAACCCUCCCAUGUUUUCUCAGAGAGCCUACAAACUGUACCUCCAGGAGAACAACAGCCCUGCCCUACACAUUGGCAGUGUCAGUGCCAGUGACAGAGACUCAGGAAUCAAUGCCAAAGUCACCUACUCCCUGCUGCCUCCAGAGACUGGAGAACUGCCCCUCUUCUCCUACAUCUCCAUCAACUCAGACAAUGGCCAUCUCUAUGCUCUGAGAUCCCUGGAUUAUGAAGCUAUCCAAGGUUUCCAGUUCACUGUGAGGGCAGCUGAUGGUGGUUCCCCAUCUCUGAGCAGCCAGGUUCUGGUUCAGGUUUUGGUAGAAGAUGAGAAUGACAACUCUCCCUUUGUGCUGUACCCCUUGCAGAAUGGCACAACUCCCUGCAAUGACCUGGUGCCCAGAGCUGCAGAGUUAGGUUACCUGGUGACCAAGGUGGUGGCUGUGGAUAGGGACUGGGGACAGAAUUCCUGGCUUUCCUACCAGCUGCUCAAGGCCACAGACCCAGGACUCUUCACUUUGUGGGCCCACAAUGGGGAAGUUCGAACAGCAAGGCCCAUCAGUGACAGAGAUGCCAUCAAGCAGAGGCUCCUGGUGUUGGUGAAGGACAAUGGACAGCCACCUCUAUCCACAAUGGCCACACUGAAUGUGCUCCUGGUGGAUGGCUUCUCUGAGCCUUACCUGCAACUCCCAGAUGCAUCUAAGGAGCAGGUCCAGAAUGACUCCUUUACUAACUAUCUAGUCAUUUCCCUGGCCUGUGUGUCCUUUCUCUUUCUGGUCUCUGUUAUUAUGUUCAUUGCCAUUCGCCUGUGGAAGAGGAAGAAGGACACCACCGACAUUAGUCGCUUCUCUUCCAAUGGCCCCUUCCCAGGACACUUGGUGGAUGUCAGCAGGACAGGGACCCUGUCCCAGAGUUACCAGUAUGAGGCGUGUCUGGCCAGUGGCUCAGGGACCACUGAAUUUAAGUUCCUGAAGCCGAUUGUUCCCAUCCUUCCUACUUCAGAGGGAAAUGAGAACUCGAUUCAAAACUUAGCCUCAAGGAAUAGUUUUUGCUUCAAUUAGAGUUUGACAUGUGCUUCAAUGCAUAGAGGCCAGGUUUUAUGGCUUCUUUCCCUUCUCCUCCCAUUAGUUACCUGUCUUCUUGUAGCAUGAAAAAGUAGAUUUUUGUAGUGUUACAUUGUCUCAUAAUGUAUUUAUCUUCUCUUUCCCCCUCUACACACACAUUUUCCUUCUUUCCCCUGCAUCCUUUCCCUGUAAAUCUUUCCUUUCUCCUUUUGUUCUCCUUGGGUCUUUGAUUUUUCUCCCAGUUACUCUAUUGCUGUUCUUUUUGAAAUGAGUGAACCAUCAUAUAUUCCCUUUCUCAUUUAAAACUUAAAUUUUUAACAUUCCUCAGUCAGAUAAUUCAGCAAAAUUUUUUCCCUGUAUUCCAAACUGAUUAUGAUUCCAUGCUCUCAGCCAGAGUAUCCAAUCUUGUGUCACCUACAAUGGAAUGUUUUCCAAGAUUUUUCCAAGAGUUCAUUCUCAUUAUGUCAAUGGAAAUAAUUGUGGUUCUGUGGAAGCACAAUUUAGGCAUCUGUUCUGACCUUCUUGGGGAUUUUUUUCCCUCUAAUUUACCUGCCCUCCUUUUAAGUGAAACAUCUUCAGAGAAUGGUAAUGACCUUGUAACCUACUAGCUGUGACCCCUAGAAUUUUUAAAUUACCCAGGUACUUAAAAAAAAAAAUAAGAUACAAGGUAUUUCCUUGUAUUUUGUUUUUAAAUAGUGCAUAGACCUUACUGAAAAUGUUCUUAUUUGUGAUUUCUGAUGUCAAUCCCCUAGGUCAUGCCUAGUUUUGGGAAAUAACAAGGACUAAUAAAGAACACUAAUAUAUUGGUGGAAAAAAUUGGCUAGAAUAUAUCAUUAUGAAGGUACUAAAGACAGUUGUAUGGUAAAAUUUUGUGAAGAAAGAAUAUAUAGUGGAUUGAAGACAAUUGUGAAAUACUAAAUGCAAACUUCUGACUGCUGAAUAUUCCAAUGACAUUGCACAUUAGUGAUAACUUCUAAUCUUUAAAUGUCCUUGAUAUGAAUUUCAAGAAGUGGAGUCGUGCCUGUUGUUAUGGCUUUGUAAAAUCAUUCUUUGUGAACUACUUUGUAUAUGUUUGUGCCACUUUUUGCCUUCAAUCCCAUAGAUUUGAAUUUUUACAUCCUUUAGAAGGCCAAGCCAUUUAUCUCACAGGUUUGUGGUGAGGUUUAAUGACAUAAUAUUUGUAAAGAUCUUAGCACAGUGCCUGGCACAUAAUAAGUAUUAACUAAAUGCUUGUUCCUUUCCCUCCUUGAGGCCUGAAAAUAAGUUUAAAUAAAUAUGUCUUUGUUUUCCCUUAUGGUUAUUUAAAUCAUUUUCCAGUUUGAGUAACAUACCCUUUCAUGAGUGUCACCAUCUUGGACAAAGUGUGUACUUUCAUAAUAUCUGCCUGAGGUCUUUGAAAAGUUUCAUCCAUAGCCAUUCUGAAUUUUAUCACAGAAUAUCUGAACUGGAAGGGUCUUCACAAGCCUUUCAACUCAGUUUCUUUUCAAUCAAUGUUCAAUUUUGAAGAAAUGUCAUUUCUGGUAUACUUUUACUUUUCAUACCAGAUAUGAU